Messenger RNA from Pseudophryne corroboree (corroboree frog), 2616 nucleotides. Its product is annotated as proto-oncogene Mas-like. NCBI's taxonomy places the organism in Eukaryota, Metazoa, Chordata, Amphibia, Anura, Myobatrachidae. Gene Ontology annotation, biological process: G protein-coupled receptor signaling pathway. Gene Ontology annotation, molecular function: G protein-coupled receptor activity. Bases 1433 to 2446 code for a protein of 337 amino acids. The transcript is spliced from 6 exons. Gene Ontology annotation, cellular component: membrane. The record is from RefSeq and is a predicted model, not a curated record.
GGCGCGACCGCUUACUGAAGCUGCUGCAGCAGCAUAGAGCAGAGAACCAUGAGUGUCCGGGGGAAAGCUGCUGGCUGUACAUGCUAUGCCACAGCCGCUCCCUCCGUCCUCACACACACUGCCGUCCAUCUGCUCCUGCUUCCUAGUCCCAGCCUCUGUGUUUACAUGUACACAUUACACACCGUAAACCAUUUCUGUAUAUGAGAACUAGAUCAUUUCUUUUUCCCUAUUUAACAAGACUGGGACAUCAGCAGACAAGGAAUGUUUUAUUUUCUGCAUGGCUUUUUCUCACUGAUAACAUAUUCAGAAGCGCAUCAAAGAACAUUCGCUCUCCUUACAUUUUUUGCUGCUGUGUGAAGACUUUAAAAAAAAUUAUUUUGAUUGAGGAAAUCUGUAACCAAAUAAUGCAACUGUUUAUACAGAAGGUGAUGAGACUUGCUCCUGAUGUAUGAUGCAACAAAAGAUAGCAUAGUCUACAAAGGGCUGGAGAGCAUAUUGCUGGCUACACAGAUAAACAAGCCCUCUACUUUUUCUGGAGCAUGCCACGUGGACCACCACGGAUCCUAGUAUAAUAUGUACUAUGAGAGAAAUUCUCAAUUCAACUCUAUGAGAAUAACUGUAAGAUGAAAGUGAUUUAACAAUAGAAUAUAUCAGACAACUUACUCCAUUGGAAGGCAUCAAAUACCGAACGAUUUUAUUUAACUGGAUUCUUCGAUGGUUGUCACUAUUCACUCCUAAACAAAGCCCUCUACUUUUUCCGGAACAUGCCACGUGGACCACCACGGAUCCUAGUAUAAUAUGUACUAUGAGAGAAAUUCUCAAUUCAACUCUAUGAGAAUAACUGUAAGAUGAAAGUGAUUUAACAAUAGAAUAUAUCAGACAACUUACUCCAUUGGAAGGCAUCAAAUACCGAACGAUUUUAUUUAACUGGAUUCUUCGAUGGUUGUCGCUAUUCACUCCUAAACAAAGAAAAUAGUUUCAACCAGCAAUGCUAUAUAAUGUGAGAAGAAGCAAGUGGAUACUUUUAUGAAAUGUUGUGCUCCACCAUGAGAGCUACAAGAUCCCCCCAGCCACAUGGAAUCAUUGGUUGGCCAACAACUGAAGUCAAGCUUGCAACAGGGUCACUUUUUCAGAAACUGAACAAUGAUGGUGAGAAAGAAUGCACUAGAAGAUCAGCUACCUUAUCAUCUAAACAAUAUUAUUUGGUUCCCAUUGGCAAAUCAAGAUAAACAGUUCAAGAAAGAGGAAAACAUAUUGGUAGCACACGUGAUAGUGCUCACAAUGACUGUUCUUUGUAUGUGCAAUCAAUAGUAAGAGUACGCAUCUUGUAGCAUUGUGUCUUCCACUCUCCUGUGUCCCCUUGUUUCUACUCUGUGUCUCAUUGUGUGAAAUGUUUAAAUUAUUGAUAUGAUUUUUACUUCUUGAGUAAAGCAUGGAAGAAAAUAACAUGACAAUGCCACCCUCUGUAACAGAGACACUCUAUUGGAAUAACCAUACCAUGCUGUUUAAACCAGUGUACAAUAUUGUAAUCUCACCGAUAACUAUGAUAUUGUCAAUCUUCGGUAUGACUGGAAAUAGUCUUGUUGUAUGGUAUCUAUCAUUUAAAAUUAAGAGGACUACUUCCACCAUCUAUAUUUUUAAUCUUGCUGUAGCUGAUAAUGGGUUUCUGCUCUUUGUGUUUGUUUUGCAUAUUCUUUCUAUGGUUUUUGUAAUGAUACCACACUUGGAAUCCCAGUAUGAAGAUGAGCAUGUUAUUAAUGUCAUAGGUGCUCUUACCCUAGCCUGCCUGUUUGGCUACAAUACUAGCCUAUGUCUACUUACAGCUAUCAGUAUAGAAAGAUGUCUGUCCGUCCUUUUUCCUAUAUGGUAUCACUGCAACAGACCCAGACACCUGUCUUCUAUUGUAUGCACUCUAAUAUGGAUCAUUUCUUGCACACUUAGUGCUCUUGAGAUGUCUUUCUGUUACAGUGUAAUCUAUAAUAGCAAAGGCCUAAUUGAGGAAUCCGGUAAUGAAUGUAAAGUCGUUUUUAUCUUAAUAUGUUGUUUUAGUUUCCUGAUUUUCAUUCCGUGUAUGAUUAUGUCAAGUCUGGUUCUGCUCAUCAAGCUGCAAACAAGUUCUCACCAACGACAGCCUAAGAAGCUUUAUAUAGUAAUCACAGUGACAGUCCUUUUCUUUCUAGUGUUUGGAAUGCCCAUGAGAUUUUUAUUGUUGGUAUGGUACAAACGCCACAUUAUGCCACCCUUUCCCCUCAUGGAUAUAUUUUCUCUAUUUUGCUCCUUUAACAGUAGCAUAAAUCCAUUUAUCUAUUUCCUUGUUGGUCGCCAAGGUAGCCGCAGUGGGAAAAUCACACUUCUGGCUAUUUUUCAAGCUGUUUUUCGAGAUGAAGGAAACUACAUGAAGAGAGAGCAAAAAAGAUCAGUGCAAGCAGAUGAAACAACAAUGUGAAAAUGUGACGUAGAUUGUACUGUAUGUGUAUAUGUGUCACCUAAAUUGUUAAGCAGUAUAUAACUACUGUAUAUGUUACCAGGCUUUUAUAUAACCAUACAUUUUUGUUUGCCUGUUACUAAAAGAACACUAUCAUAAUAUAUGAAAAAUAUAAUAUAUCAAAAAUAUUU